Messenger RNA from Panicum hallii, 1123 nucleotides. RefSeq lists its product as uncharacterized. Bases 1 to 1110 code for a protein of 369 amino acids. The transcript has 3 exons. Gene Ontology annotation, molecular function: protein binding. The record is from RefSeq and is a predicted model, not a curated record. NCBI's taxonomy places the organism in Eukaryota, Viridiplantae, Streptophyta, Magnoliopsida, Poales, Poaceae.
AUGGAGGGAGUCGGGCGAAGAAAAAAAAUCUCCGACGCCCUCGACGAGAUCCUCCUCCGCCUCCCGCCGUCCGACCCCUCGGGCCUCGUCUGCGCCUCCGCCGUCUGCAAGCCCUGGCUCCGCACGCUCUCCGACCCGGCCUUCCUCCGCCGCUACCGCACCUUCCACGGGACGCCCCUCGCGCUCGGCUUCCUCCGCAACCCGGAGGACCGCGGCCUCGGCCGCUUCGUCCCCACCUCGUCGUUCCGCCCGGCCGCCCACGACCACCGCACCUGCUACGUGCUCGACUGCCGCCACGGCCGCGCCCUCAUGUACGACUACGGAUCCAUGGAGUUCGUCGUCUGGGACCCCAUCACCGGCCGCGAGCGCCGGAUCCACGACGAGGUGCCCGACGUCUACACCAACCACGCGGUGCUCUGCGCCGCGGGCGCUGGAUGCGACCACAGCGGCUGCAGCGGGGGGCCGUUCCUCCUGGCCUGCGUGGGCCUGCAGGGCAAGAUCAUCGUGAAGGCGUACGGCUGCAUCCACUCGUCUGAGGCCGGUGCGCCGAGCGUAGACCCCACCUACCUAGGCUACAUACACUUCGAUCAUCAUGAAUGCGACCUCGAAGAUCAGUCCGCCGCGCUUGUGGGGGGCGCGCUCCACUUCUUCGGUAAUUCCGGCAUCCUGCGGUACGAUGUUUUGGGCGGGCGGCGCCUUUCGGUGAUCGAGCUUCCACCUGCCAAUUUUCUCGGCAGCAGCACCAUUGUCAUGACGGCCGAGAAUGGUGGGCUUGGAUUGGCCACUUUGGAUGGUCACUAUAUCGGCCUGUGGUCGACUGAAACAGGUCCUGACGGAAAUGCCAGAUGGGCGCACCUGAAGUUCAUUGAUCUCGAGCCGCUGCUCCCGGCUGGCAGUCUCAAGACCCCAGCUUUGAGUGGAUUUGCCGAAGACGCCAAUGUCAUUUUCAUGAGCACAGAUGAUGGCACCUUCACCAUCACACUCAAGUCGAUGCUGGCGAGGAAGGUGUGCGAGAUGGGCAAGCUCAACCCUGUCUUUCCCUACGUGAGCUUCUACACUGCAGCUGCAUGUGCUAGAGGCACACUGGCACCACCUGUGGGGACUCAGUGAUCUUCUAAAAGCC